AUGGAUACUCCCACUGAUAUUGUCAAAGAAGCAAAGAGACAUACGCACACCUACAGCUUUUUCCGAGAGCCUUUGACCGCCUUAGAGGGUUUGAGUUCGUUGAUGACCGCUUUUUUCCUAAAGAGUUUCACAGAUAAUUAUGGGAAUAUUCUGACUUUGUUGGAAACCGUGGUUGACACUCCUGCUUUGCAAACUUUGGUACAGUUCUAUGAUCCUGAAAUGAGGUGUUUCACGUUCCAGGACUACCAGUUGGCUCCGACAUUGGAAGAGUACUCCAUUAUUCUUAAUCUCAAGAUAAAAGACGAAGUGCCAUUCAUCGAUAUUCCUAAGGAAGUGAACUUCAAGUCAAUCUCUGCUGCUCUUUAUUUGAGCAUAAAAGAGGUAUCUGAUAAUUGGAAGUCGAGUGGAGUUUCGGGGUUCCCUUUGAAGUUCUUGAUAAGGAAAGCUAAAGAGGAAUUUGGGAAAGAGAAUUGGAACGCAUACAAUGUGUUGCUCGCUGUGGCCAUUUACGGGAUUGUGAUGUUCCCGAAUGUACCCAAUUUUGUAGACUCGGUCGCGGUACACCUUUUCAUGGGAAAGAACCCCGUUCCUACAUUGUUGGCCGAUACUUAUUAUGCCACUUAUUCCCGAUAUGAGAAAGGUGGUGGUGCUAUCACUUGUUGCCUUCAGUUGUUGUUCAUCUGGUUCCUCUCUUUGUUAUCCAGCAAAGGACCUUUUGUGAAAACAAGGGAAACACUCAAGUGGACCCAAAGGAUUAUGUCACUUACUUCCUAUGAUAUCCAGUGGCAAAGGUACCGAAUUAAUGUUUCUGAGAUGAUAGUUGGGUGCGGGGAGUACAAUAAUGUUCCUUUGGACAAGACGGCGGAUCAUUUGGUAGCAGAUACGGUCAAUUUUGAGAAGGGGUCGGAUCCGGAGAAAUUGAGAAGCAUUGUUGUGGCUUGGAAAAAGGUUCGUAAGCAUUAUGAAGUUAAUUUAGGGAAGAAAGAAUCGCUUGCUUUGACGCCGUAUGUGGAAUGGAUCGUGAAGCGGGUUGGAGAUUUGUUGUUUCCAUAUGACAAAGUUCUGCCACUUCAAAAGCAACUUCCUUUGAUUCUAUCUGAAUUUGUGCCAACAGAACUUUACAAGAAUGCUUUGGCUACCAACUACAGGUUGCAUGAAAGAGAACAAGAGACCAACUUGAAAUUCUUUGAACAAAGAUGA
Messenger RNA from Vicia villosa (hairy vetch), 1200 nucleotides. RefSeq lists its product as uncharacterized. The transcript is spliced from 2 exons. Lineage: Eukaryota; Viridiplantae; Streptophyta; Magnoliopsida; Fabales; Fabaceae. The record is from RefSeq and is a predicted model, not a curated record. The coding region runs from base 1 to 1200 and encodes 399 amino acids.